AUGUCCAAAGACUUUAAGUCAAUAACUCCCAUUCCGAACGGUUCGCAGAUGGUGGACAUUAUCCUCUCGAAGACUCAGAGGAAAACGCCCACCGUUGUCCGACCCGGUUUCAAGAUCCAGCGUAUUCAAGCUUUCUAUAUGAGAAAAGUGAAAUUCACACAGCAGAACAUUAUCGAGCGUUUCCAGCUCAUUCUGGACCAGUUUCCUCACUUGGAGGAAAUCCACCCGUUCUUUGCAGAUCUAAUCAACGUGCUGUACGACCGCGACCACUACAAACUGGCUCUGGGUCAGAUCAACACUGCUAAGAAUGUGGUAGCCCAAAUCGGUCAGGACUACGUGCGUCUGCUGAAGUACGCGGAGUCUCUCUACCGCUGCAAGCAGCUGAAGCACGCGGCUCUGGGUCGUAUGUGCACGGUGAUGAAGAAGCUGAACGCGUCUCUGUGCUACCUGGAAGAAGUCCGCAAGCACAUGAACCGUCUGCCCGCGAUCGACCCAACGGACCGCACGCUGAUUCUGUGCGGGUUCCCGAACGUGGGUAAAUCGAGCUUCAUGAACAAAGUGACGCGCGCGAACGUGGACGUGCAGCCCUACGCGUUCACGACGAAGUCGCUCUUCCUGGGCCACAUGGACUACGAGUACAUCCGGUGGCAAGUGAUCGACACGCCCGGCAUCCUGGACCACCCCAUCGAGGAGCGCAACACCAUCGAAAUGCAGAGCAUCACCGCGCUGGCCCACCUCCAGGCCUCCAUUCUCUUCUUCGUCGACCUCAGCGGCCAGUGCAACUACUCCAUCGACGAGCAGCUCUCUCUCUUCCGCAGCAUCCACCCGCUCUUCGUCGGCAAGCCGCUCUUCUUCGUCUGCACCAAGGCCGACGUCCUCGCCUUCCCCGACCUUCCCGCCGACGAGCAGGCCAAGAUCAACCAGGCCAUCGAGCAGAGCGGCGCCACGCUCAUGCACAUCUCCACGCUCACCGAGCAGGGCGUCAUGGAGCUCCGCAACGCCGCCUGCGAGCAGCUGCUCAAGCUCCGCAUCACCGCCAAGCUCUCCAGCCAGAAGUCCCGCGCCGUCGUCGACCGCCUGCAGAUCGUGCAGCCCAAGCCGCGCGACGACAAGCAGCGCGGCGUGUCGAUCCCCGACAGCGUGCUGCAGCUCCGCGCCGCCAACGCGCAGACGCGCACGGUGAUCUCGACGGGCCGCACGGGCCGGCUGGAGAAGGAGGAGAUGGAGAAGCAGCGCGACGCGGCGGGCAUUCCGCGACGCGUCGGGUACGACAAGAAGCAGUGGGAGUUCGGCGGGCCGGGCCGGUUCAGCUUCCCCGAGACGGAGCAUUAUCGAGGCCAGCUGGCGAACGACGAGUGGAUCACGGAUAUCAUCCCGCAGUUUAUGGACGGGAAGAACGUGGCGGACUUCUACGACCCCGACAUCGAAGCCAAGCUGGCGGCGCUGGAGGCGGAGGAGCUGCAGCUGUCGGCGGAGUUCGAGGCGGAGCAGAAGCCGGAGGAGGACGCGGACUACGACGCGUGGCUGCAGAAGACGUACCAGCUGAUCCAGGACAAGACGGCGAUGCUGCGGAACGAGCGGAUCCUGGGGAAGGAGACGAACCACCCGACGGUGGGGCGGAAGGAGACGGGCAUCAAGCUGGACCAGAUGGUGAAGGAGAUGAGCGAUUUGGGGCUGGAGGUCGAGGAGGUCGAGAAGAAGUCCGCGAAGCGGUCGCGCAGCCGGCUGGCGGAGCGCAUCGGGCAGAGCGAGGAGCUGCAGAAGGAGCUGGAGCGCGCGAAGACGCACUCGCGGAAGCCGCAGAAGGACAUCCGCGAUUUGGACGAAGGACUGCGGAAGAGAGCAAGAGCUGCUUCGCAGCUUAGUCAGAGACGGAUGAAGCUGACUGGGCAGAAGGGAGAGGGAGAUCGGUUCAAUAAGGCGAGCUUGGAGAAACACUUGUAUGCGGGAAAGAGGACGAAUGGAACGCACAGAUCUCGAUAAGAGGAGUUUUUGUUCUUUUAUUAGG
Molecule: messenger RNA, 2008 nt
Organism: Blastocystis hominis
Lineage: Eukaryota; Bigyra; Opalinata; Blastocystidae
Exons: 3
Coding region: 1-1983 (660 amino acids)
Biological process (GO): ribosomal large subunit biogenesis
Cellular component (GO): nucleolus
Molecular function (GO): RNA binding; GTPase activity; GTP binding
Source: RefSeq, a predicted model, not a curated record